Molecule: messenger RNA, 891 nt
Organism: Lachancea meyersii CBS 8951
Lineage: Eukaryota; Fungi; Ascomycota; Saccharomycetes; Saccharomycetales; Saccharomycetaceae
Source: the annotation of a GenBank genome assembly
AUGCCCAUUUCCUUGCCAGAGAUGCUCGCUAUCGAGCAGUUCUUAUGCUCUCUAGCUCGAGAGCAUGUUGGUCCCAUUAUUAAGGCAAAGUCCGGAACUCAGCAUACGUAUGACGCUAAAAGUGGUUCAAGAGCUGUGGACAUUGUAACUGCUAUUGAUAAACAAGUCGAGAAGCUAAUCUGGACGGAGGUUAGGCAGAAGUAUCCAACAUUCAAAUUUGUUGGUGAGGAAAGUUAUGUUCCGGGGCAGACUACAAUUACAGACGACCCAACGUUUAUUAUCGACCCAAUCGACGGCACCACGAACUUCAUUCACGAUUUCCCUUUCAGCUGCACUUCUUUGGGCCUAACUGUCAACAAGAGACCAGUCGUUGGUGUCAUCUACAACCCUCAUCUGGAUUUGCUGGUUUCUGCUUCGGAAGGCAACGGUGUGCGUGUAAACGAGCAAGACUUUGACUUCCAGUCCAAAAGGCAAUCAAUGGGACCAUUGAGCUUGGCGAAGUCUGUAGUAGCCUUACAGCCUGGCUCAGCUCGUGAAGGACCAAAUUUCAAGACCAAAAUCCAAACAUAUGAGAAUUUACUAUCGUGCGAUGGUGGGUUUGUACAUGGUUUCCGUAACCUGGGGUCUAGUGCGAUGACUAUGGCCUACAUUUGUCUCGGAUACUUAGACAGCUACUGGGAUGGCGGCUGCUACGCCUGGGACGUCUGUGCCGGUUGGUGUAUUCUAAAAGAGACAGGCGGUACAGUUGUUGGUGCGAAUCCUGGAGAAUGGGAAGUUGCGGUGGAUAACAGAACGUACUUAGCCGUUCGCGGCUGUGAGAACAAGAGGGAACAAGAAGACUACAUAAAGCGUUUCUGGGAAUGCGUCAAAGGUAGACUUGAGUAUAAAUAA